This is a messenger RNA of Ziziphus jujuba (common jujube), 3099 nucleotides long. Its product is annotated as pentatricopeptide repeat-containing protein At2g20540. Lineage: Eukaryota; Viridiplantae; Streptophyta; Magnoliopsida; Rosales; Rhamnaceae. Bases 13 to 1650 code for a protein of 545 amino acids. The transcript has a single exon. Gene Ontology annotation, biological process: RNA modification. Gene Ontology annotation, molecular function: protein binding; RNA binding. The record is from RefSeq and is a predicted model, not a curated record.
UACUAAGCUUUAAUGUUGCAAACGGGAAUCAGGGCUUUAAGUGUUAGAGAAUUGGAAAAUUUCUUCGCGCCCAGUUUGCGAAAUUCUACCAAAAUGGCAGAGUUGAAGAGAAUUCACGCCCACAUAGUCAAAUUCUCACUAUCACAGAGCAACUUCCUAGUCACAAAAAUGCUGGAUGUGUGCGACAGCAAUGGAGAGGUGGAUUACGCAAGCUUGCUCUUCAAACAUGUGGUUGAACCAAACGUGUUUUUGUUCAACGCAAUGAUCAGAGUUUACACUCAUAAUGAUAUAUAUAGUUUGGCAGUGACUCUGUACAAGCAAAUGCUAAAAAACCAAGGUGCUCGAAACCCCAUUUUUCCUGACAAAUUCACAUUCCCGUUUGUGGUAAAAUCUUGUGCUGGGCUCCUUUGUCAGGAUCUGGGUAGGCAAGUUCAUGCCCAACUGUGUAAAUAUGGGCCAAAGUCCCAUUCCAUCACUGACAAUGCACUAAUAGAUAUGUAUACUAAAUGUGACAAUUUGACAGAUGCGCAUAGAGUGUUCGAGGAAAUGGGUGAAAGAGAUGUAAUUUCUUGGAAUUGCCUUCUUUCUGGGCAUGCAAAAUUAGGACAAAUGAGAAGGGCAAGAUCCCUGUUUGAGGAAAUGCCUAAUAAGACUAUUGUCUCUUGGACAACAAUGAUUUCUGGGUAUACAAGAAUUGGAUGCUAUAGUGAGGCAUUGGAUAUUUUCCGGAAAAUGCAAAUGUUGGGUAUUGAACCUGAUGAGAUCAGUGUUGUGUCUGUGUUGCCUGCAUGUGCACAGCUUGGAGCUCUUGAGGUUGGGAAAUGGAUUCACAUUUAUUCGGAAAGAAUUGGGUUAUUGCGGUCUACUUGUAUAUGCAAUGCUCUGAUUGAAAUGUACGCAAAAUGUGGCUGCAUCGAUCCAGCUUUGCAGUUGUUUAAUCAGAUGUUGGAGAGGGAUGUAAUUUCUUGGAGUACCGUGAUUGGAGGGUUGGCGAAUCAUGGUAAGGCUCGGGAAGCAAUUGGACUCUUCCAAGAUAUGCAGAGAGCAGGGAUUGAACCUAAUGGCAUUACAUUUCUUGGUCUUCUAUCGGCCUGCGGCCAUGCUGGUUUUUGGAAUGAGGGGUUAAGGUACUUUGAUUCCAUGAAAAAAGAUUAUCAAUUAGAGCCAGAAAUUGAGCAUUAUGGUUGUUUGGUUGAUCUCCUUGGAAGAGCAGGACGACUUGAUCAUGCUCUGGAGGCAGUAAAGAAGAUGCCGAUGAAGCCAGAUGCAAAGAUUUGGGGUUCUUUGUUAAAUUCUUGCAGGACUCAUUGCAAUGUUGAGAUUGCUGUUGUUGCAAUGGAGCAACUUUCAGAGCUUGAACCAGAUGAUACAGGGAACUAUGUGUUGCUGUCUAAUAUUUAUGCAGAUGUUGGGAAGUGGGAGAGUGUGUCAAAGAUUAGGAAACUCAUAAGGAGUAAGAGCAUGAAGAAAACCCCUGGAUGCAGCUUGAUUGAAGUCAACAAUGUGGUCCAAGAGUUUGUGGCAGGAGAUGAUUCAAAACCAUUUGCAAAAGAUGUAUUUGCAAUGCUAGAUCUGCUGGCUUCGCAUGAGAAUAUCACAAGUGAUAUGAUAGAAAUUGCUCAAGAGGAUAGUAGCAUAGAGAUUCCUUGAAGAUGUGAAACUCCCACAGAACAAAUUUUGGCUGACCACUACACCACUGAAGCAAUUUAAUGACUAAAUCAUACACUGUUUCGACUACUGGAAUGCUUUCAGGAAAGAAACAUGGGUUGCUUGUCAACACAAAAACAUCUUAGAAGCUCAAAAGAGUUGCUCUCUAAGUUCCUCUAUAAUGAAAGAGCAAGAGCUACGGAUGAUUUUAUACUAAUAGGUGCAUAACGACAAAAGUCUGGGGAAAGACUAUUUAAUUAUUAGGUAGUAGCAUAUGGGGUGACAUGCAUGCCUUUGUAGAAAGAAAUUACUUUUGUCUGGACUAAAGUACAUAUCAUUUCUCAUAUAAGGUCUUUUCUCGUGCUAAUCUACAUGAAUUAUUAUAAAGCAUGUUUAAGCUGCAAGGUUUUACUGUUUACUUGUGCUUAAAUUUUUGCAAGGAUUUAAUUUAAAAAAGCUUUUUACUUGUGCUGCUAUCCUCACUUUCCACAUGAUGGGUCAUUUACUUGGAAUGUUAAUGGAACUUCUUCCCCAACCAUAGAAAACCACACUUUCUAAGAUAGUAAAAUGUUCUUCAGUCUCUUGAUUUUGUGAGACAAUUAUACAGUUUAUACGCAUCUUAUCCCAAAAGUAUGUUUUGUCUUCUGUAGUAGCAAAAGUAUGAUUUGUGCAUUGCAUAAAAUGAAGAAGCCCUGCAAACUAAGCCUCACUUUGCUGAGAGUUAUGGAAAUAUGGCAAAUUGUUGGAAGGUAUUGAAUGUGUUUUUAUGGUUUCCACCCUCUACUGUUUAGCCUAAAACAGUUUGACAAAAAGCCCUUCUGUUUUCUUCCAUAGGAGAAGGGAAAUGUUGAUAUUGAUGUGUGUUACAGCAAUCAAUCUGCUUAUGCAGACUCCAGUCUUUCUCUAACUGGUCAGGAGCAUUCUUUGAGGUUCCGGUCCAAUUUAAAUUGGGUUAGCGAUUUCUGCAAAGAAGUUUGAUUAAUGGUACUGAGUCACCUUAUAAACCUUGUAAGGCAAACAAAUACCCUGUUCAUUUCUCCACACUGAAAAUUCUGUUCUGAUUUUCCUUUUUAAAUGAGAAUGAUAUUGAAGCUUUGCAAUGACAGCUGGAAGGUGAAUUUAGAAUUCAGGUAAAUCUGAUCUCAAGUUUCAGCUAAAUAAACUGCAUUUUAUAUACCACUAGAACCAAGUAUAGGGGGGACCCUUGAUGGAUUGGAAUUUAUGUUGUAAUGAAAAGAUUCACUUGGCUUGGAAUGUGUAGCAAAUAGAACUUCAUUGAGAUUACCUAGAAUUUUUUUGGUUACAGUACUAGAAUUAUUGUAUUUAGCUUAUUUAUUAUUUAUUAUGCAAGGAUAGAAAAUGUACAUAUUUGCUUGUUGGCUUUAUAAACUCUCCUUUGUUCUCAUUGUAUUAUUCUUUAGCAAUUGCAAUAAGAAACCUAGCAUUCUUUUU